Messenger RNA from Leptopilina heterotoma, 2297 nucleotides. RefSeq names its product aquaporin-like. The transcript has 7 exons. Gene Ontology annotation, cellular component: plasma membrane. NCBI's taxonomy places the organism in Eukaryota, Metazoa, Arthropoda, Insecta, Hymenoptera, Figitidae. The record is from RefSeq and is a predicted model, not a curated record. Bases 1178 to 2050 code for a protein of 290 amino acids. Gene Ontology annotation, biological process: transmembrane transport. Gene Ontology annotation, molecular function: water channel activity.
CAUCUCGUGCACAUUUUCUCGUCGAAAAGUUAAGUUUUUUAUAAAAAAAAAUAAUGAAUCUAGUGUUAGUUAAUGAAUUAUUACUGCCUCGUAUAAUAGUGAAUGUGAAAAGUGAUAAAAGUGGAAAAAUUAGUGUUAAAAUAAAUCAUUUUUGUUCGGGCGAAAACUUGUGUUUUUUGUGGUGAAUACUGUGCGGAUUGCGAUAUUUAUUUGUUUAAUUUCUCUUUAAAUCUUGUAUAACAGCAAUUGUUAUCAAUAUUAUUAUUGUGUUUCGUAUUCCAUUGAAAAGGAAUAUGACUAUUUGGAAGCAUUACUCGAUAAAAAUGAGUGUUUGCGACUUUUCGUUACCGGACUUUGCGGGCGGGAGUUUAACGAAUAUUUUGAGGUCAAACAAGGCGAGACUUUGAGUGUUACGUGAGUGAACCGAAUCUGUACUCUGAUAUUCCUGUGCGAAGUUUGCCUAUACAGAGGAUGAUAUACAGGAUUUCGAUACCAUUCAUAUUGGAAAAUUAUAAAGGGACCAAGGAGUCGCCAUCCGAAUUAAUACAGAAAUAAACAAUGAAACAUUACACCACACUUGGACUCUUUAUGUUUGUGAACACCCUCGGCAUUAUUUAAUAACCUCGCCUGAUAGUGCUUACAACGAGGUUCGAACCCUAAAAGACAACAUUUCUCAAGGGACGCACCGUAAAGAUAAACAUUUCCCUCUAAAUGGAUGCAUCUAAUGGGUGACGUAAUGUUCCCAAAGCCAAAUGACCCUACCAAGGAUGAAUGCUAAUCAUCAAAAGGAAUUAGGAAAUUUCCUAGCUGCGGACCAAAAGUGAUGAAAGAAUCUAAAAAGUUUAAAACAUUCGGACAAAGUGUUUAGUGAAUAGUGUUUAGUGUUAAGUGAAAACUAAAAUUUGAUGCAGGUCAAUAAAAGUGUUUAGUGUUAACGUUAGGUAAUUGAAGUGACAAUCAAGAGUCGAAGUAGAGAAGAACUGAGUAUUUUUUUCAAGAGAGUUGUGUGUUAAACAAGAAGAUAGUGACAGAAGUUUUCGAAAACAGCAGGAUACGAUCUGUUCAUCAAUGGACAGGAAGCAGCCAUUGCAGAGUCAUCGCUCCGUCAAGGGAAUAUCAACAAUCGACGGAAUUAAAUUAAAAUUGUCUACACUCGAAGAAAAUUGGAUUUACCACCAUGUCUUAUCAAAAUCACUCGGAAAAUUUGUCUCCAAAUUUAAAAAAUGGUCUUUCUUCUCCAAAUGUAAUUCAUUGUGAAAACAAAGAUUUGAAAUUAUCAUGGAUCAAGAAGUACUUGAAGGAAGAUGUCAGAAUAUCCGAAAUAUUCAAAAUGUGCCUUGCCGAAUUAAUUGGAACUGGAAUUCUAGUAUUUUUGGGAUGUAUGGGUUGUGUGGGGAGUCUAGGACAUCGACCAUCGCCGUUGCAAAUUUCUUUUACUUUCGGAUUGGCUGUCAUGGUCAUCAUACAGAGUAUUGGUCACAUCAGCGCCGCUCAUAUAAAUCCAGCAAUAACACUAGGAUCAGUUGUCCUUGGAAAAAAAUCUUUGCCAAUUGCGAUACUUUACAUUUUUGCUCAACUCGUUGGUGCUAUUAUUGGUUUCGGUUUAUUAAAGAGUGUAACUCCCGAAAUGCUUCUACACAGCGGAAACGAAACGACAAGUUCCGAAUUUUGUGUAACUGAUUUACACAACAAUAUUUCAAUGUUUCAAGGAUUUGUCAUUGAAGUGAUUGCAACGGGGAUUUUGAUGUUGAUGACGUGCGGAGUUUGGGACGCAAGACAAACGAAAUUUGGAGAUUCGGUUUCAAUAAAAUUCGGCCUGGCAGUCGCGGUAAUUUGCAUGGCAGUUGGUCCCUACACUGGUUGCAGCAUGAAUCCAGCUAGAUCUUUAGCGCCUGCAAUUUGGAAUAAUCAUUGGUCGAAUCAUUGGGUAUUUUGGUUUGGUCCCUUCGUUGGAUCAUUGCUCGCGUCAUUAUUCUAUCGCUUUAUUUUUUGGCCACAGGAAUUUCAGGAGAUGAGGCCAAACGCUGAGGCAUAUCAUGUGUCUUUGUGAAUAAAAAAAAGAAAAAAAAAGAAAAUCGAAACAUUUUUGCCCAAGCUUUAUAGAGACUGACUCGUGAAAAAAAUACAUAUCACUCAUAUAAUGUAUUUUUGUCUCGGUGAGAAUAUUUAAAUGCCUGUUUAAAUAUAUUUUUGCAAGAUAUUUAAAUUUGUUGUAAGUAUAAAAUUUAUUGUUAACUAUAUGUUUAAAAUUAUAUUGUUAGAAGUGCUUUUUGUGUAAAUAAAAGGAUUGUUUUUCA